Molecule: messenger RNA, 1417 nt
Organism: Rhineura floridana
Lineage: Eukaryota; Metazoa; Chordata; Lepidosauria; Squamata; Rhineuridae
Gene: PTPMT1
Product: protein tyrosine phosphatase mitochondrial 1
Exons: 4
Coding region: 158-865 (235 amino acids)
Biological process (GO): protein dephosphorylation
Molecular function (GO): protein tyrosine/serine/threonine phosphatase activity; phosphatidylglycerophosphatase activity; phosphatidylinositol-4,5-bisphosphate 5-phosphatase activity
Source: RefSeq, a predicted model, not a curated record
UAAAGAACCCCUCCCCCCGUUUACGAAUGAGCGCGCUCGUGUCUCUCCCCCUCCCUCCCGUUCUAGUUCCAGCUCUAGCUCCGCUCCAGCUCCAAGCAGGAGCUUGUCGGCGUAGCCAUGAUGUCUCUGGCCGCCCCACCUCUCCCUUUCGCGUGGGAUGAGCCGCUCUAACGGCCUUUUACAUCUCGAGGCCGCAGGAGGCCUGGCGAUGGUGCUAACCGCGCUGGGUCCCGUGGCCGCGCGGCUCUUUUUUUACCCGACCCUUCUGUACACGCUGGUGCGGGAGUGGCUGCCCGGCUCGCAACGGCCAUGGUUCAGCCGUAUCGACCGCGCCGUACUCCUGGGGGCCCUGCCUUUGCGGGGACGAUGCCGCCAGUUGGUAGAGGAUGAGAAUGUCAGAGGAGUGGUCACCAUGAAUGAAGAGUAUGAGACUCGCUUCCUGUGUUGUUCCUCACAGGAAUGGGCAGCAAUGGGCGUAGAACAGUUGCGCCUUAGCACUGUUGAUUUGACUGGAGUCCCCUCAUUGGAAAACCUGCACAAAGGUGUCGAGUUUGUACUGAAGCAUCGUGAACAUGGAAACAGUGUGUAUGUGCAUUGCAAAGCUGGUCGCUUUCGCAGUGCCACCAUGGUUGCUGCAUAUUUAAUUCAGCUCCACCAGUGGACUCCUCAAGAAGCAAUAAAAGCAAUUUCCAAGAUCCGUCCUCAUAUCAUAAUCCGCCAAAAGCAAGCAAAGUUGCUAGAGGACUUUCAUCGGUGUGUAACUAUUGGAACUCCUGCACAGCAACAGCUGCCAAAGAUUCAGCAAGUAGAGGACAAGCCAACACAAGACAUUCUGAACCCCCCUCUGAAAACAUCUGGUUCCUAAUGUGUUGAUUAGAGGCAGAUCUUGUCUCAGCUACCAAUAAAUGUUUCCUGCAACAUUAGAGCAAAGAAAUUCUAGGAGCUCCUACCUUUACCAGUAUGUGAGCAUAUUUUGCCUCUGCUGCCAUUUUCUGCUUUUACCUCUUGCCCAUUUCAGAGCACAUGCAUGGGACCAAUGUCAAACACAAGCAAUUAUGAAAUGUGUUGUUCCAGGAGAGGCCUUUAUUGUGACUUUCACCCCAGGAGGCUUACAGUAUCAACAAGUAGGCUUGACAAUUCCCCUCUUUAUCAUGCUUUUUUUUGUAUGUCGCAGUACAAGGAUGAACCCUCUACGUAUCGGGGCAAGGGCCCCCCAGUGUUGGCACAGUGGCGUCAAGGGAAGCUUUGCUUUUCCUGCCAGGUAGCAAUACAGUGGAAGAUAGCAGCCUCCUCUAUUCUUAGUUCAAUCAAGUACACUGCAAUGUUGAUGUUACUUUCGGUACCUCUAGCUAAAGAGUUGUCUUCUGUAGCCCUAAUAAGCGAGGGAACCUUCCUAAGAAAUCACUUUUAUCUGAUA